Dendrobium catenatum is the source of this 453-nucleotide messenger RNA. Its product is annotated as pathogenesis-related protein PR-4. The coding region runs from base 1 to 453 and encodes 150 amino acids. Gene Ontology annotation, molecular function: RNA nuclease activity. Gene Ontology annotation, biological process: defense response to fungus; defense response to bacterium. The record is from RefSeq and is a predicted model, not a curated record. NCBI's taxonomy places the organism in Eukaryota, Viridiplantae, Streptophyta, Magnoliopsida, Asparagales, Orchidaceae. The transcript is spliced from 2 exons.
AUGGCUCUUCGGCCGUUCUUCGUUGCGUUGGCUGCUGCCGUGAUUGUUUUGUGCUUUGGUAUGGGAAGCAAUGCAACAGAGGAAGCAAACGAUGAAGCCAUAGUGCGGGCGACGUAUCACUUGUACUGUCCGGAAACGAUCAAUUGGGAUUUGGGCGCAGUGAAUGCUUACUGCACCACCUGGGAUGAAGACAAGCCCUUCGCAUGGCGUCAGGAGUACGGUUGGACCGCCUUCUGCGGCCCAGUUGGGCCGGCCGGCCAAGCUUCUUGUGGCAGAUGCUUGCAUUUAACAAAUGUUGAAACCGGAGCUGAAACAACGGCCAGGAUUGUGGAUCAGUGCACCAACGGAGGGCUGGAUCUUGAUUAUCAUGUGUUCAUGAGUUUGGACACUGAUGGCAAUGGCAUCUUUCGAGGACAUCUUACCGUUAAAUAUAAGUUCAUUGACGACUGUUAA